Xyrichtys novacula (pearly razorfish) is the source of this 5510-nucleotide messenger RNA. NCBI's taxonomy places the organism in Eukaryota, Metazoa, Chordata, Actinopteri, Labriformes, Labridae. The record is from the annotation of a GenBank genome assembly.
AUGCCUGCAGAUUACACUUCACAGCGCUCUAAAUAUGGAUAUGUGAGUUUCGUACAGUAAAAUGGUAAGCCAAGUGAUAGAAUAUCCUCUCAGUGAAAGUUGUGGGUAGAUUGACUGCAAGGACAGCUAUGCAGGGGGGAUUAGUGGAGGGCAGGAUGCACACAAUCUCUUCAGUCUAAUGGAUGAACAACCACCCCGCCACGUCGCAUGAGUGUAACGAACAAUAUUACUAUUCAAUAAGAGGAAUUUCUUCAUCGAUGUGAAAGUGUGAGAUCUUCAACAAAGAAGAAAUUCAUGAGAAGUUAGUUUUUGCCUUUUAAGCAUCUCUGUGAAAAGACAUAAAGCAACAGAUGUGUUGUUAGUAUUCUAAUAUCGAGAGGAGGGCUGGAGGGGGAUUAAAUCACAAUGCUGCUCUAGUGAUUUGCCAGCGCCUGGGCUUUGAUAGACAGGGUUGAAAAGAGCAUGUCAGUCAGAGUCAACAACAUACAGAAGGAUGUGAAGGGUGUGAGGACAAAAGGAGGCAACAAGAAAAAUAUUCCAAACUUCUUUGGGUGUAGAGGGAAGGAACACUAACAGGUAAGGAAAAAAAGAGUUUCAAACUUUUCUUUUUUUUUUUUUGGUUAACUGAAGAGCAUCACAUUUCAAGCAAACUGAGUUGCUUAGAAAAAAAAACAUCCUUUUUUUUUAAGAAAACUCAAUUUUUUUUAGAUAUUUUUGACAAUCUAUGAUGGUUCUACUGAUGAGAUGUUUGCGAUAUCUGCUGAUAAUGCUCACUUAUGCUCAUAAUGGUCCAAUUUAGUUUUUUAAAUGUAACAUUUCCCCCUUUGUAACUUGACAAAAUACAUCAGUUUUUUUCUAUUUUACUAAUAAACAGCUAGAUAAAUAUUGUAAACAAUCUUUGUUUCCACUGAUUUAUUUGGUCGUCUACCAGGCUUCCUUUAAAAAGUUGUGAUCAACAGCUCAGGGCUAUAAUCAAUGGAUAUUAUGGGCAGUGUAAACACACUAAAGUACUUCUCAUAAUAUAAAUUAUACUCUCAUAAAACCCUGUAAUGAUAACUGUGGGACUUUGCUUAAUCACUGUCAGGUGGAAGUUUAAUCUUUAACGCUUGGCUAACAGACAAUUUUGGUUCAACAUAUCCAAUAAAUUACAUGUUUCAGCACAGAUAAGAUAAGACCCAUCUUUAGAGCACAGUACGUCAAAUGAGUUCAUCCGGGAUGGGUCUCACUUUGCUUUGUAGGUGUCUCAAUGUCGUCUAGUAUAAUACAGUGCUGAUAUACAGUUUACUGUAUGCGGAAAAUAGGAUUGGAUCAAUUCUGCAUUUCCUUUUUAUUGUGGACUAAAUUAAGUCUUUGACUGAGCAUUAUAUAACAUCUGACUGAGAACAUUGGUAGAGCGUAAUCAAAAUGCCCCCUACAGUUGGUAUUUAUGGUUCGAGUCUACAGCAUUGCCUUUGAAAGCAUGGAUCUGUUUACUUGUUGAUACCAUAAGACUGAGAAUAAACCUCUAUUAGAAUUUAUAUUUGGAGUUUUCCUUUAGCUUGGCCCAGGGUGUCACUUUAAAUGAUAAACCAGAUGGCUGUUAUUCAAGAGAACUCAACAUGGAGAAAAAUUGAUGAGGGAGACUAUCCCUAUUUGUUCAAGCUAUGGGGAUCUGGGAUUUUGGAUUAAUAAUGUAGUGCUAGAGUUUAAUCCAGUUACAUGCAGAGAGUGAAGGGAGGAAAAUGGGGAUGGAACAAAUGGGGGAGUGAACGCCUGAGUUAUGGGAGGAGGAGAUGACAGAGAGAAUGAGAGUAACAGAGGGAUUAGGGUCAGCCAUGUUGAGCAUCUGGCUUAGAGAUCUCCAACUGUACUGCAACGCAUGGACAUCAGGAUUACAUAUGAAUACAUAUGAAAGUGUGUUAUUCGUCGCAGUAGGGCCAAAAUGACAGAGAACAUAGCAAAUCAACACCACCUGAAUAUUUACUCAAAUUCUGUGGUUUUCACAGCAGACAUGAGGGUGGUCAGCAUCCGUGCCAGGAGGGCUGCAGAGUCACCCGAACCGGAGUCAGAGGAGGCAACAGAGCCAGUUCAUCAUGAGCACUCAGAGCACCACACAGAACACCGUGAACACUCCCACACAGAACAUCACCCUGGACAUGACUACAACCACAUGAAGGAGAAAUUUAUGAAUGAACUUGGUCAUCUGCCAAGUAAGCACCUCCCUCCAAUGGUCAACAGAAAUACAUCAUUUAGUUAACUUAAUGAAUUAAUGUAUAUUUUGCCACUGAAAACUAAAUAACUUUAUUUUUAGUGGAAAGAAAAAUCAACUUCCUGUUAAUUUUACAAUUUCAAGUGCUGCAUUAUAAGUCUUUCUUUACAUUUAUAUUACACUGUUAGGACUAAAAGAAUCUUUUAAUUGUAGUAUUAGCCAUUUUGAACAGUCAGUCUUAAAUAAAUCAGGAUAGAAAAGUGAAGAAUUUUACAACUGCUGAAGUGUUGUAGUAAGGCACUAAAUGCUGGCGAGCACUGUUGUUGUAGGGACACUCCUCAGCCAGGAGUGUGUUAUUAUCAGAUUAUGGUCGAGGGUGUUGUCUAGAUCCCACUUGCCAGCUAACUGUCCAAAGAUAAACAAGUGUUAAAUUAAUUUUCGGAUCAUGAUAGAGCUUACCAAAGAACCCUGAAUUUAACUGUUAGAAUUACAUGUUAUAUAUUUUACAUUAAACACUUUCUCUUCUAAGCUUUGAGGGAUAAGAAGAAGUUUAAAUGAAACCUUCAACAGUUUUGUUGGACCCUUUCUGUGUUAGAAGAACAAGCUGACAAGUGAAAGUGGUUCUUACUUCUUUUAAAAUAUUAAUGGGAAAGAUUUAUAUCCUCAUAUUGGUCAUGUGCAGUUUUUAGAAAAUGGUAGACAGAUUUAAAUAUUUUUUGCUUAUUUAGAUAUUAAUGUUUACAAAUAAAUGUUAUACAAUGUUUUUUUGUUUUUUUGUCUGCUAGUAGUCAAAGUAUUUUGUAAAUCCCUGUAUUUAAAAGUACUUAAAAGUUAUUAUUAAAUAAAGUUAUUAUUUUGUAGUUAUCUGACAUCUUGUUCUGUCUGACCGACUUUAAUUCUGCGCAGUGGAGACAAAUGUGUGAACUAACCUCCUUUAAUGUUGCAGUUCCCAUGUGGGCAGUAGCUGCCAUUGUUGUGGUAGUCCUGGUUUUGGUGGGAUGCUUCAUCUUCUGUCUUUUCAAAAAAUGCUUUGGGAAAAAGAAAAAACCCAAAAAAGUGAGGGAGAGGAAGACGGGUCGGCGCAGGAAGGAAAAGGAAGGUGACGGGGAAGCAGGAGAGAAGGUAUGUGAUCUUCGGUUACCUCAACUUGUGUGUUUUAGUGAAGAUGUCAAUCUUCACAAUGAUUAUCCAGUGCAUUGUUGCUUUGAUUUUGUAGGAGGGUGAAGUGAAGAAGCAGGGUGAGGAAGAGGAGAAGGAGCAGGAGAAGCUGGGUAAACUAGAGUUCUCCUUGGACUACAACUUCACUGAUGCCCAGGUAAGUCUCCUAAGGGAACAAUGUUAUUUUCAAUUUAAUCCCAUUUAUGACAAAAAGAACUUACAAAAUCUAUUCAGGACCAUUUUAUGAUUCUUGUUUUCUCUCUUCUAAAGCUUAUAGUGGGCAUCCUUCAGGCUCAAGACCUUGCUGCUAUGGACAUGGGAGGGACCUCUGACCCCUAUGUCAAAGUGUUUUUGUUACCAGACAAAAAGAAAAAGUACGAGACCAAAGUUCAGCGCAAGAAUUUAUGUCCUGUUUUCAACGAGACGUUCAUCUUUAAGGUACCAUGCACUGACAUCAAGUGUUUGUUGUCUUGUUAAUGUCUGUUUGUUCUUUAUCUUGUCUUAUGUCUCUGUCGCAGCAUGUGUUCGUGUUGAUGACAUGUUACUUUUUUACCCUCAAGAGACAGGAGUUUGGACUAUGUGUCUACCUCCCCUCGUCUGUUGUCUGUCCUCUUGAAUGGCGUCUGUUAAGGUAUCCAUCCCCCUGAAAAAAAGUGUAGUAUGUUUAUAGCUGUCUCUUGUCACUUUAUGUCCUCUGGUAUUGUCUGGAUCUGGAAAUUGAGUAGUCUUCACUAAUGUCAUGACCUCUUCCCCCCUCUCUAAAUGUAUUUUUAAAACUUCUCUUUUUAGAUUCCGUAUGCUGAGUUAGGAGGAAAAACCUUGGUGCUGCAAGUCUUUGACUUUGAUCGAUUCUCCAAACAUGACAUGAUCGGUGAGAUUAAGAUUCCCAUGAACAGUGUUGAUUUGGGCCAGCCAAUGCAACAAUGGAGGGACUUGGAAAGUGGAGAGAAAGAGGAGGUAUGAUACGCUGUGUUUUUAUCCAUCCAUGUCUAAGUUAGUGAAAAUGUAGGCAUAGAUAAGCAGACUGAAAAACACUAAAUAGAUAGUUUUGGCCAUAUUUAUAUUUCUUCAGUGACAAACUAAAACAACGCCCAGAAUAUCCAGUUUAAUAAAAUUUUCUGUAGUUUUAUUUUUGAGGGCUCAUUUGUAAUUUUUUUUCUUUUAGCAAGAAAAAUUGGGGGACAUUUGCAUUUCUUUACGCUAUGUACCCACUGCUGGAAAACUGACAGUGAACAUCAUGGAGGCUAAGAAUCUGAAGAAAAUGGACGUUGGUGGCUUAUCAGGUAUUAAAGCUACUUGAUAUUGUUCUCUCAUAAAUCUUACCUUUUGUAAGAAUGGGAAAAACCAACAAACUCCUAUAAACAUAAUAAAGUCACAAUUGUAAAACCUCUUUUCUCUCCUAUAAGAUCCAUAUGUUAAGAUUGUUCUACAACAAAACGGGAAGCGCAUUAAGAAGAAAAAGACAACAGUGAAGAAGAACACGCUCAAUCCAUACUUCAAUGAAAGCUUCAGCUUUGAUGUCCCUUUUGAGCAGAUUCAGGUAUGCUGUCUUUUUAUCUCAACCUGUCAGACAUUUUACAGACAUAGAGAACCAGCCAAAAGUUUGGACACACCUUUACAUUUAGUGGUUUUCCUUCAUAUCUAUUGUUUUUUUCAUGACUACCUCAUGAAACCGAGUGAAUGCCAAGGGUGUGUAAAGCUGUCAUCAAGGCAAAAGGAGGCUGCUUUGAAGAAUAUAGAAUCUAUUCUCGUUUGUUUAACACUUUAUUAUUCCCUACAUAAUUUCACAUGUGCUUCUUCAUAGUUUUGAUAUCUUCAGUAUUAAUCUGAAAUGAAGAAAGUAAUCGUUUGCAGGGAAACCUCUGAAUGAGCUGGGAAGUCCAAACUUUUGACUUGACUUGCGAGUGUUGUUGGGGUGGAUUAAUUGAUAACACUCUUUUCUUUGUUAUCUCAGAAAGUGCAGGUUGUCAUCACAGUGUUUGACUAUGACAAACUUGGAAGCAAUGACCCCAUUGGGAAAACUUUCAUGGGUUAUGGAGCAACAGGAGUUGGCCUGCGACACUGGUCAGAUAUGCUCGCCAAUCCCAGACGUCCAGUAGCCCAGUGGCAUACGCUUCUGCCAGAGGAAGAGGUUGAUGCAGCAGUCAAAGCAAAACCACGUUAG